UCAUGGCGCCAAAGUGCUUUCCUUUACACUGUUCGGCGAGUGGAAUGCUGCUCCGCCUCCUUCUGUGAUUUCCAUUGGCUGCAGCCUACACAGGAGUGACCCCCGGGAGACCCGAAAACCACGCAAUGGAGGCAGUGAGUUUUGAGGAUGUGGCUGUGAACUUCACCAAGGAGGAGUGGUCUUCAUUGGAUCCAUCCCAAAAGAAGCUCUACAGAGAUGUGACAGCGGAAACCCUUAGGAACCUGGCUGCUGUAGGAAACACCUUGGAUAACCAGGAAGUUGAAGAAUACAAAAAUUACUGGAGAAGCCUAAGAAACAAAGAGGUAGUGGAAUGCUAUCAUUGGAAAUCUUGGAAUCAACAUGAAGAAGUAUUCCUUUGCAAUCCAGAUACUAAUUUGAAUGUUAAACAAGCUGACUUAACACCAGCUGAAAGCCUUGCUUGUAGGCAGGCUCUGAUUGGGCCUUUGUCACUAACUGUGCCUAUCAUUGCUCACACUGCACUGAAGCCAUAUAAACACUUGGGAUCUGAAGAGAAGGUAUAUAAAGGUAAUCAACAUACAGGAAACUCCAGUGAUUUACAGUCCCUUCAGAAGCAUGCAAAGUCAAAGGAUGGAGAGAAACCCUGUGAAUGUGAUCAGUGUGGGAAAUCCUACUCUGAUCUUAGUGAAAGAACUCAAGUGAAAGAUAAAGGUUCUGUAUAUAAGAAAAAUUUGAAAUCCUCCAGCACACACAGUGAUGUUCAGAUCCAUGAAAGAAAUCACAGUGGGGGAAAACUCUAUGUAUGUAAGCAAUGUGGGAAAGCUUUCAGCAGAAACAGUCAUUAUCAAAGUCAUGAAAAGGCUCACACUGAAAGGAAACCCUACGUAUGUGAGCACUGUGGGAAAGCUUUCAACACAUGUAGUGCUUGUCAGAGACAUGAAAGAAUUCACACUGGGGAGAAACCUUAUGUAUGUAAGCACUGUGGGAAAGCUUUCAGGACACAGAGUGAUUAUAAAGUACAUGAAAGGCUUCACACUGGGGAGAAACCCUAUGUAUGUAAGCAAUGUGGGAAAGCUUUCAGGACACAGAGUGUUUUUAAAGUACAUGAAAUGACUCACACUGGGGAGAAACCAUACAUAUGUAAGCACUGUGGGAAAGCUUUCAGGACACAGAGUGAAUGUAAAGUACAUGAAAGACUUCAUACUGGAGAGAAACCCUAUGUAUGUGAGUACUGUGGGAAAGCUUUCAGCACACGUACAAAUUGUCAAAGUCAUGAAAGAAUUCACACUGGGGAGAAACCAUAUGUAUGUGAGCACUGUGGGAAAGCUUUCAGGACACAGAGUGAUUGUAAAGUACAUGAAAGGCUUCACACUGGGGAGAAACCCUAUGUAUGUAAGCAAUGUGGGAAAGCUUUCAGCAGACAAGAUUAUUGCCAAAAACAUGAAACACUUCACACUGGGGAGAAACCCUAUGUAUGUAAGCAGUGUGGGAAAUCUUUCAGGAGACAGAGUGAUUGUAAAGUACAUGAAAGGCUUCACACUGGGGAGAAACCGUAUGUAUGUAAGCACUGUGGGAUAGCUUUCAGGAGACAGAAUGUUUUUAAAGUACAUGAAAUGACUCACACUGGGGAGAAACCCUACAUAUGUGAGCACUGUGGGAAAGCUUUCAGGACACAGAGUGAUUGUAAAGUACAUGAAAGGCUUCACACUGGGGAGAAACCCUAUGUAUGUAAGCAAUGUGGGAAAGCUUUCAGCACACAUGGUUAUUGCCAAAAACAUGAAGCACUUCACACAGUGGAGAAACCCUAUGUAUGUAAGCAGUGUGGGAAAUCUUUCAGGAGACAGAGUUAUUGUAAAGUACAUGAAAGGCUUCACACUGGGGCUAAACCCUAUGUAUGUAAGCAAUGUGGGAAAGCUUUCAGGACACAGAGUGUUUUUAAAGUACAUGAAAUGACUCACACUGGGGAGAAACCAUACAUAUGCAAGCACUGUGGGAAAGCUUUCAGGACACAGAGUGAAUGUAAAGUACAUGAAAGACUUCAUACUGGAGAGAAACCCUAUGUAUGUGAGUACUGUGGGAAAGCUUUUAGCACACGUACAAAUUGUCAAAGCCAUAAAAGAAUUCACACUGGGGAGAAACCAUAUGUAUGUGAGCACUGUGGGAAAGCUUUCAGGACACAGAGUGGUUGUAAAGUACAUGAAAGAAUUCACACUGGGGAGAAACCCUAUGUAUGUAAGCAAUGUGGGAUAGCUUUCAGGACACAGAGUGUUUUUAAAGUACAUGAAAGAAUUCACACUGGGGAGAAACCCUAUGUAUGUAAGCAAUGUGGGACAGCUUUCAGGACACAGAGUGUUUUUAAAGUACAUGAAAGGACUCACACUGUGGAGAAACCCUACAUAUGUAAACACCGGGGAAGCCUUCAGCACAUGUAGGCAUUGUCAAAGCCAUGAAAGAAUUCACACUGGGCAGAAACCAUAUUAUGUAAGCACUGUGGAAAAGCUUUCAGGACACAGAAUUUUUGUAAAGUACAUGAAAAUUCACACUGGGGAGAAACCCUACAUAUGUAAGCACUGGGGAAGCUUUCAGCACACACAACAGUUGCAAAAUACAUGAAAGCCUUCACACUGGGGAGAAACCCUAUGUAUGUAAGCAAUUUGGGAAAGCUUUCAGCAGACAUGUUUAUUGCC
Messenger RNA from Fukomys damarensis (Damara mole-rat), 2666 nucleotides. RefSeq names its product zinc finger protein 14. Lineage: Eukaryota; Metazoa; Chordata; Mammalia; Rodentia; Bathyergidae. The record is from RefSeq and is a predicted model, not a curated record. Gene Ontology annotation, biological process: regulation of DNA-templated transcription. The transcript is spliced from 4 exons. The coding region runs from base 126 to 2411 and encodes 761 amino acids.